This is a messenger RNA of Anopheles stephensi (Asian malaria mosquito), 1949 nucleotides long. RefSeq lists its product as uncharacterized. The transcript has 4 exons. The record is from RefSeq and is a predicted model, not a curated record. The coding region runs from base 596 to 1096 and encodes 166 amino acids. Gene Ontology annotation, cellular component: membrane. NCBI's taxonomy places the organism in Eukaryota, Metazoa, Arthropoda, Insecta, Diptera, Culicidae.
ACUGCUGAACUGGCGCCGUCUCGAGCUCCACUAUACCGGCGGUGUGACGCUGAUCCUGUACGUCCUUUCGUACGGGCUGAUGUUUGCCAAUAAGGGUUACGGCGUGAAUUACACGUACAACUGGAUAUCGGCCGACUUUACGUUGCUGACGGCACUGGUGUACGCUGGCGAGUACUGGGUACAGCUCCGUGACAUCUACGACGGACGUACGGUCAGCGGCCAGUAGUUGGGCCGAUACUGCGCCAUUACUCCCUUCUGGUUAGGGAACAAAGAAAGGAAGAAAGUGCAGUGCUCUGUGUGGUACCGGUUGUACCCGUUUGUGUCGCUAUGUUCGCUAAGCUUACGUGAAAGCUUUCCAUCAAUGUUGCAUCGUACCGCCAUCUAGCGGGUAAACGCUAAACUUGAAUCGUUCGUGUGCGCCGCACGCACACGUCCGUUAGCUACAAUACAUAUUAUUUUUGUUGUUUGUGUAUCAAACGAACGGAGUUUGUUUCUUGAUGAGCUAGAAAUUCACAGGAAAUAUCGAAACACACACUUUUUAAGCGUCACCGUCGUAGUGAGGACAACCACCAACAAGUAAAGCUUUUGCCGCAAGAUGUCGCACUCAGUCGUUAUUACCCGUACCACCACUACCACCACCGGCACAUCGCACGUUGUGCUUAACACGGGCUACCUCCGUACAACGCCCGGUCUUCUGAAGCUUGCCCAGCUGAUUAUCGGCGCAGUGAAUGUCGGACUGGUGGCGUACUACAUCCGGCGCUACUCAACAUCGGGCCUGCCGGCCAGUGCCGAGUUCUUCUUCCUGCUUAUGGCGGUCGCCUUCCUGAUCGGGACGUUCUGUCUGCUCGCUUCCUGUCUCGUGUCGCUCAGUACCGGCGGUAUCAUCUCGAAAACGAUCUACGAGCUCGUGUACCAUACGAUUGCGUUCCUGCUGUAUCUGAUCGCCUCGAUAAUGCUGCUGGUGGAUGUCACUAACGGACGGUACUAUCACACCCUGAAGGAUGCGUACAUGGCUGCUGCGAUCCUAGGACUGAUCGUGUCCGCACUCUACCUCUUCAGUACCCUGCUCGCUCAGCGUUCCUACCGAGGCAUCUAAGCCGGGGUGGCUAUGUUUCCUGUUCAGUCUUCCAUCACACAAUCAACUUCCAGCGUCUCGGCAGUCCCUUCAAAGUUGGUGACUGUACAACUAUCGAGACAUGGCAUGGGGUGUUCGAUGCGAUAGACUUCCUUGUUCCGUGUGUGUGUGUGUGUUUAUAUACGUGUUUAUGUGUGCUUGGUCUUCCUACCCCCCAACCUGCUCCUUCCCCUCUGAUCGUAAACCUACUUCAUCUCAGCGUGCAUUAACCAAGGUUGCAUUUCGCGCCGAAGAAGGCGCUUUUUGUUGUUGUCUAAUUACUCGCUCUAAUCUCAGAACGCUUGCAGGCUUUAGCGUCGGUGUCGCUGGUGUUCGUGUAUCGAUGUUUUUUUUAAUUUUAUUUUAUUGUCUAAUAGCGGAAACAGCAAAACAGUGUGUGUACUUAGGAUAUUGAGCGUGACAGAGAGAAAGAGACAGCGAGAGGAAAAAGUCAGCCCAGCGUCAGAACUUGUACGGCGACACUUUGAGGACUUUGAGGUAUUUAAACAGGCAGGCAUCAGUAUUACAUAGACAGGUUAUCAGGAGUUCAACUGGAUCUUUUACUCAUCAUCUUCAUUUGUUCCACACAUAUUCACACCCAAUGCAGUGACGCUCAACUUUACGUUUUCGGUUUGAUCGGUUUGAGGGCCUUCACAUGUGCCGUCACAAGCCUCUACCAUAUGUCGCGCAUUCUAGUUUGACUCAAUCGGUCCUCCUGUUCAGUUAUUCAAGUUUUUGUUUGUUUUUUUAAAGAUAAUCGUUAAGGUUUUUUUUUUUUGUAUCUGAGCGCAAAAAUGUUGGAGAAGAAAUAAAUGAAUGAUUUUCUAUGAGUAAA